AUGAACGACCCAGGUCUCAACACCCUCCUAAAAUGGUCCAUCGAGAACUCUGCCGUCUCAGAUGGUGCCAACCCCGACCAACCACGCACACAACUCAACCCCGAGCUCCUCGCACAAUUAAUGGGCGGCCCCUCUGAUGCCGACCGCAUGAUUUCGGCCAUGCAAGCCAUCCACGACCCCGAAGUCGACCACGAGAACAAAGGAAUCGCCUGGGACAACUUUGAGCAACUAGUCGAAAACCUUGACAAUGCAAACAACAUGGAGCAAUUAGGGUUGUGGAUGCCGCUUGUGCAGAAGCUGGAGAGCGAGGAAAAGCAGGAUAGAGAGAUGGCUUGUUGGUGUUUGGGCACCGCGGUACAGAACAACAUCAAGUCUCAGGAGCGCGCGCUAGCUGUCGGUGCAAUCCCCAAGGUUGCAAAGCUCUGCUCAGAUCCAGAUGCGGGCGUGCGCAAGAAGGCUAUCCGUGUCAUCAGCUCCGAGGUCAGAAACUACCAACCUGCCCUGGACGAGGCAGUCAAGUACCUGCCUGCGGAGAUCGUUGGCGAGGGCAAGUUCGAUGCCGAUGACAUGGCAAAUGUCGAUGUGCUUGUCAAUGGUCUGAGAGAAAGAAGUGCCAAGAUGGCUUAA
Molecule: messenger RNA, 627 nt
Organism: Aureobasidium melanogenum CBS 110374
Lineage: Eukaryota; Fungi; Ascomycota; Dothideomycetes; Dothideales; Saccotheciaceae
Product: armadillo/beta-catenin-like repeat-containing protein
Exons: 2
Coding region: 1-627 (208 amino acids)
Source: RefSeq, a predicted model, not a curated record